Messenger RNA from Cygnus olor (mute swan), 2744 nucleotides. RefSeq names its product chondroitin sulfate synthase 3 (gene CHSY3). The coding region runs from base 179 to 2719 and encodes 846 amino acids. Gene Ontology annotation, molecular function: glucuronosyl-N-acetylgalactosaminyl-proteoglycan 4-beta-N-acetylgalactosaminyltransferase activity. Gene Ontology annotation, cellular component: Golgi cisterna membrane. The transcript is spliced from 3 exons. NCBI's taxonomy places the organism in Eukaryota, Metazoa, Chordata, Aves, Anseriformes, Anatidae. The record is from RefSeq and is a predicted model, not a curated record.
CGGAGCCAAGGGGCCGCCGCUAGUGCUCCGCCCGCCCGCACGGAGAAGUUUGCCUCGGGAGCAGCGCGGCCGCCCGGGCCGCCGCGGCGGGGCAAGGGAGCAGCGCCGGGAGCCGCCGGCCGGGGCCGGGGGUCGCCUCCGUCGGGACGCGGCGGGGGGACGCCGCCCCGGCCGCGCCAUGGCAGCGCGGUCCCGGAGACCCUGGCUGAGCGUGGUGCUGGGGCUGGUGCUGGGCUUCACCGCCGCCUCCUGGCUCAUCGCCCCCAGGGUGGCCGAGAUGAGCGAGAAGAAGAGACGCGGCGCCAGCCUCUGCUCCUACUACGGGCGCUCGGCGGGGCCGGGGGCGGCCGGGGGCGCCGCGGCGGCGGGAGGGCAGCAGGCGGCUGCGGCGGUGCUGGGCGGCAUGGGCGUGAGGAGCAGCCCCUGGGCGGAGGAGGGCACGGUGUCCAGCCCCGCCGGCGGCGGGGAAGGGGAACCGGAGGAGGAGGAGGAAGGCGGCGAGAAGCGGAGCGGCCGGCCCGGUGGCAGCCACAACGGCAGCGGGGACUGGGGGGGCGCGGGGGGCUGCGCCAAGCCCCGCAACUUCCUCUACGUGGGGGUGAUGACGGCCCAGAAGUACCUGGGCAGCCGGGCGGUGGCGGCCCAGAGGACGUGGGCGCCCUCGGUGCCCGGCCGUGUGGAGUUCUUCUCCAGCCAGGGCUCCGCCGCGCCUCCCGGGCUGCCCCCGCUGCCCGUCAUCGCCCUGCCCGGCGUGGACGACUCGUACCCGCCGCAGAAGAAGUCCUUCAUGAUGAUCAAGUACAUGCACGACCACUACCUGGACAAGUACGAGUGGUUCAUGCGGGCGGACGACGACGUCUACAUCAAAGGUGAAAAAUUGGAGGAGUUUCUUCGCUCGUUGAACAGCAGUAAACCUCUGUACUUGGGACAGACUGGUCUGGGCAACAUUGAAGAACUCGGAAAACUGGGGCUUGAGCCUGGAGAGAAUUUCUGCAUGGGAGGGCCAGGAAUGAUCUUCAGCCGGGAGGUCCUCAGGAGGAUGGUGCCACACAUAGGUGAAUGCCUUAGGGAGAUGUACACCACUCACGAGGAUGUGGAGGUGGGAAGGUGUGUCCGAAGGUUUGGAGGAACACAGUGUGUUUGGUCAUAUGAGAUGCAACAAUUGUUUCAUGAAAACUAUGAACAUAAUCGGAAGGGUUACAUUCAAGAUCUUCACAACAGCAAGAUUCACACAGCCAUAACCCUUCAUCCAAACAAAAGACCAGCCUACCAAUACAGGCUGCACAAUUAUAUAUUGAGCCGCAAAAUUUCCGAACUGCGCUAUCGGACCAUCCAGCUCCAUAGGGAACGUGCCCUCAUGAGCAAGCUCAGUAACAGUGAAAUAAAUAAGGAAGAUCAGCAACUGGGAGUGUUACCAUCUUUCAAUCAUUUCCAGCCACAUGAAAGGGAUGAAGUCAUCGAGUGGGAAUUCCUAACAGGAAAAUUUCUUUACUCAAUGGUGGAGAACCAGCCACCCCGGCAGAGCCUGAGCAGUGUCCUGCGGGCUGCACUGGAUGAUGCUGUGAUGCAAGUCAUGGAAAUGAUAAAUGAGAACUCAAGAUCUAGAGGAAGGCUGAUUGAUUUCAAGGAAAUACAGUAUGGCUACCGUAGGGUGGAUCCUAUGCAUGGGGUGGAGUACAUCCUGGAUUUACUGCUUUUGUACAAAAGGCACAAAGGAAGGAAAGUUACAGUUCCAGUAAGACGUCAUGCUUACCUUCAGCAAUUGUUUAGCAAACCUUUCUUCAGAGAAGCAGAAGAACUGGAUGUAAGAAGCCUGCUGGAGGAUACCAACACUAACACACAAUCUUUUUCUUUUCUUUCAAAUUCUUUAAAGAUUUUUUCCUCAUCAUUCCAGGGCACCAAAGACAUUGGGGGACACAGUGACAAGAAAAUACAUAUUCUUGUCCCUCUUAUAGGAAGAUUUGACAUUUUCUCGAGAUUUAUGGAUAACUUUGAGAAGACUUGCUUGAUUCCCAGGCAGAAUGUAAAGCUGGCAAUAAUUCUCUUCAGUUCUGAGUCAGGCCAAGACUCCAGCAAACACAUAGAACUGUUGAAAGAAUAUAGCAUUAAGUAUCCUACAGCAGAUAUGACUCUGAUUCCUAUGGCAGGAAAGUUUUCCAGAGGUUUAGGUCUUGAAAUGGCCUCAUCUCAAUUUGACAAUGGCACCUUGCUUCUGUUCUGUGACGUUGAUCUGAUAUUCACACCAGACUUCCUCCAGCGAUGCAGAGAGAACACUAUUCAGGGAGAACAGGUUUACUACCCUAUCAUCUUCAGCCAAUAUGAUCCGAAAGUAGUAUAUGGAGGCAAUCCUCCAGCUGACAGUAGUUUUGUUUUCACAAAAAGAACUGGAUUUUGGAGGGAAUAUGGAUUUGGAAUAACCUGUAUUUACAAAAGUGAUCUACUUACUGCUGGUGGCUUUGAUACCUCAAUUCAAGGCUGGGGACUUGAGGAUGUAGACCUCUAUACUAAAGUGAUAACAUCUGGCUUGAAGGCUUUUAGAAGUCAAGAAGUAGGAGUUGUUCAUAUUUUUCACCCAGUUCAGUGUGACCCCAAUUUAGAUCCAAAACAAUAUAAAAUGUGCUUAGGGUCCAAAGCAAGUACUUUUGCUUCUACCAUGCAGCUUGCUGAACUCUGGCUAGAGAAACAUUUGGGUGUCAGGUACAAUCGAACUCUCUCCUGACAUCUCAACCCAUUUGGCCUUUUAA